Parnassius mnemosyne (clouded apollo) is the source of this 1440-nucleotide messenger RNA. Lineage: Eukaryota; Metazoa; Arthropoda; Insecta; Lepidoptera; Papilionidae. The record is from the annotation of a GenBank genome assembly.
AUGUUUGAAAGGUUGAUGGAGCUUGUACUUACCGGGCUAAUUGGAGAUGCCUGUCUGGUCUACUUGGAUGACAUCAUAAUCGUAGGCCGUACGUUUGAGGAACACCUUCAAAACCUGGAACGCGUGCUCAUGAAGAUCCAGAGUGCUAACCUCAAGUUGAGUCCGAAGAAGUGCUCACUAUUCAAACAGCAAGUUAGCUUUUUGGGGUAUGUAGUGUCGCAAGAAGGUAUCCGCACGGAUCCAGAGAAAAUUACCGCUGUCAAGGAGUGGCCGGUUCCAAAAGACAAGACACAGGUUAGAGCAUUUUUGGGUUUGUGCUCUUAUUAUCGGCGAUUUGUGAAGAACUUUGCAGAUAUAGCCAAACCUCUGCACAAGCUUACCGAGGAGAAGCUACAUUUCUGCUGGGAUGAAAGUUGCGAUAUUGCAUUCCAGGAGCUCAAGAACCGUCUGUGCAAAACACCUAUUUUGGGGUACUCUGAUGCGGGCAAGGAGUUCAUAGUUGACUCAGACGCAAAUGAUAUAGGACUUGGCGGUGUGGUGUCUCAACGGAAUGGUGAUCAAGAGAUUGUGAUAACGUACUUCAGCAAGUCGUUGUCAAAGCCGGAAAGGAACUAUUGUAUCACAAGACGGGAAUUGCUUGCUGCGGUAAAGUCUUUGCAGCAUUUUAGCAAAUAUCUUCUGGGGCGGAAAUUCCACUUACGAACUGACCAUGCUGCACUGAAAUGGCUAUUGCAGUUCAAAAAUCCGGAAGGACAAGUUGCGAGAUGGAUUGAACUACAGCAGGAAUACGACUUUGUGAUCGAAGAUCGCAGCGGGAAAUCUAAUGGUAAUGCAGAUGCAUUGUCAAGAAGACCUUGCCCUGAAGAUUGCAAGCAUUGUACUAGGCAAGAGGGUAAGGAAGUGGUAUCCGUGAGGAUGCUCAGGACAAACCACCUCAGCAAUGAGUGGAAGGACAGCCUACAACAUGCACAGCAGGAAGAUUCGGACAUCAAGCCGAUUCAGGAAUGGAUGAAGGCCAGUGCUCCUAAGCCCAAAUGCAGCGCCGUCUCAGCGAUGAGUUCGAUCACGAAAAGCUAUUGGGCCCAAUGGGACGGCUUGCUGAUUCAGGAUGGAGUCCUGUGCCGUAAAUGGGAAAAUGGUCGGGGAGACAGUUGUCAUUUGCAAAUGAUUAUCCCUAAAGCUAAAGUAUCGGGUGUUCUACAGCUGUACCAUAAUGGUUGUUCAGGAGGCCACCUGGGAGUUAAACGAACUCUACUGAAGAUCCGAGAACGGUUUUACUGGGUCCACUGUCGUGACGAUGUCGAGGACUGGUGCCGUAAAUGUACAAGUUGUGCGGCUGUAAAGGGACCGCAAGCUCGUAGUAGAGGCGCAUUGAAGUUGUACAAUGUUGGUGAACCAUGGGAGAGGAUAGCCAUUGACGUUGCUGGGCCGUAUCCGUAA